Panicum virgatum (switchgrass) is the source of this 2970-nucleotide messenger RNA. RefSeq names its product putative pentatricopeptide repeat-containing protein At3g16890, mitochondrial. The record is from RefSeq and is a predicted model, not a curated record. Bases 73 to 2148 code for a protein of 691 amino acids. Lineage: Eukaryota; Viridiplantae; Streptophyta; Magnoliopsida; Poales; Poaceae. Gene Ontology annotation, molecular function: protein binding. The transcript has 2 exons.
CCCUAAACCCAGGAGAGAAACCACCCCAGAAGAAGAGAAGGUGGAGCUUUCGUCAGUGCCCAACCGAACCAGAUGAGAAGCAGGAGGCUGCUCCCCAAUCUCCUCCCGCGCCUGCCCAAACCCACCGAUCUGUCCGCCCAAAUCCGCCAACGAUCCAACCUUUCUACCAAAUCCUGUCAUGAUGCUACGGAAUCCUCCUCCGCCGCUGCCGACCCGGCGCGCGCGGUGUCGCUCCUGGCCGAGAGGAACUGGUUCGAGCGGAUCAACUCGGAGUUCGCCGGCUCCCUUCGGCAGCUGGGCCCGCGCUUCGUCGUCCGCGCGCUGCAGCACGCCGCCGCGGAGCCGCUCCUCUGCGUGCGCCUCUACGUCUGGGCGUCGCGGUUCGGUCAGCACUUCGCGCGGGACCGGUGCGUCCGGCGCGCGCUAGGGGACGCGCUGUGGUGGCGCGGGCCCGUGGUGCUCUCCGUGGCGCUGGUCGCCGAGGUGCAGGGGUGCGGAUGCGUGGUCUCUGAGGAGCUGCUGUGCGCGCUGGUGGCGAGCUGGGGCAGGCUCGGUCUGGCGCACUACGCGCAUGAGGUGUUCGUGCAAAUGCCGCGCCUGGGGCUGCGGCCCAGCACGCUGGUCUACAACGCGGUGAUUGCGGCCUCCGUGCGCGCGGGCGCGGUCGACGCCGCUUACCUAAGGUUCCAGCAAAUGCCCGCGGACGGGUGCCGCCCGGACUGUUUCACAUACAACGCACUCGUGCAUGGUGUCUGCCGGUGUGGGAUCGUCGAUGAGGCGCUAAGGCUAGUAAAGCAGAUGGAGGGCGCGGGGAUCAAGCCAAAUGUUUUCACCUACACAAUGCUGGUCGAUGGUUUCUGCAAUGCUGGCAGGGUGGAGGAUGCAGUUGGUGUGUUGGAGAAGAUGAAGGAGAAGGGUGUAGCACCGACAGAGGCCACGUUCAGAGCGCUGGUUCAUGGUGUGUUCCGUUCCCUGGGUGCAGACAAGGCACACAGGAUAUUGAGUGAGUGGCUUGAGAGUCAUCCUGCUAUGCAUCAUCGAAAUGCUUUUGACACUUUGCUGUAUUGCCUCUCGAAGAACAACAUGGCCAAAGAGGCAGUUGAGCUUGUGGAUAAGAUGAGCAAUAGGGGCUAUCUCCUUGGCAACACAACGUUUGGCAUUGUGAUCUCUUGUGCUGUGAAACACUUGGUGUUUAGCCAUGUAUGCCAGUUGGUAGAUGAUUUCAUCGAGAAAGGUGGGAAGCUGGGAUUUGAUGUAUAUAUUCUGAUCAUCAAGUCCUUGCUGAGCUCCAAGGACAUCUCAAAGGUGCAUGAGUAUUUAAGUCAAAUGGUUUUGUAUAGGCUUUUUUCUAGUGUGACAUCCUACAACAUGGUGAUAAAUUGCCUCUCUAAGGCUGGUGAAAUGGAAAUGGCAAUGGAGAUUGUCAAAGUGAUGCGAGAGUCGGGAUUCCUUCCUAAUCUCGUGACUUUUAACACGCUCAUAAGUGGAUAUUCGAAAUUAGGUAAUGUACAUGGUGCGAAGGCUGUUUUGAAGAUGCUUACGAAACUUGGAUUUAUGCCAGAUAUCAUUACUUUUACCUCCCUUAUUGACGGGCUAUGUCACGCCCAUCAGCUGGAUGAUGCCUUUGAUUGCUUCAGUGAGAUGCUGAAGUGGGGUGUUAGGCCGAAUGUCCAGACUUACAAUGUUCUAAUACGUGCAUUUUGUUCAGCAGGGCAUGUUAACAAGGCCAUCCAUCUUCUUAAUCAAAUGAAAAUGGAUGGCAUUUCUCCAGAUGCAUAUUCCUUCAAUGCACCUAUUUUGAGUUUCUGCAGGAUGAGAAAAAUAGAUAAAGCUCACAAACUUUUCACUGCCAUGUUAAGAUAUGGUGUUGCGCCAGACAGUUACACAUACAAUACCCUGAUAAAAGCUCUAUGUGAUGAAAGAAGAGUUGAUGAAGCUAAGGAAAUUCUUCUUGCGAUGGAGUCAAGUUCCUGCAUUGCUGCUAAUCAACAUAUGUAUUGGCCAGUUGUUGGCGCACUUACUAAAAUGGGCCAUUUCAAUGAGGCAGGAGAGUUCAUGAAUAAGUUCCAUAGAAGAAAUGCACACUUAGGCUCCAGUGCUUAUUUGAGGGCAGGGUCAGAAAUUUUGGUUCAGACUGUCAAUGUGUGAAUUAUGAUUUAUCAGCUGCAUGCUAUUUGAUACAUGAAUGCUGUCCUGCACUGAAAGUGCAGAGUAUACCCAUCUUUGCUAAGGUACAGGUACUGUACAGAAAUUUUAAUAUUACUACUUGCUUCACAUGGUUUCUUUCGGUUAUGCUUAGUUCCUCCAGCCUUUCCCUACUGAUCAAUAAAAUGGUGACAGUGGCCUUUCAUUUUCAUUGGAAGUGUUGAUUCCAAGAGAAGCGUCUGGACCUUCUCAAUGCCUUGAAAAAUUGGGCUCAUCGGCACAUCUGCAUUUUAAAUAUUCUGCAGAUUGCAGUUUUCCCUUAGAAAACCUGUUCAGGACAAUGUGGGCAGCCAACCUCUGUAAGAUGCCACGCUUAGGCUAAACAGGCAGCAUCUUGCAAAUGCAAUAACGAAGGAGCUCUCCUUUGCUGAGGACAGGUGCUUUGGAGUUCUUUGCCUAUCAAAUGGUUCAGAGUUGAGACUGCAUCCACAGGGAGUUGUUCGCCGUCAGUGGUGCAAUAUCUUCUUUACAAUGGCAACCAAAUGGUGUAAGUAGUGUAGAAAGUGUACUCCCCCAAGGCAAAUCAUUAUGCUCGGAUCUCUACGCCUACGAGAUUUUUGGCCCAUCGGCAUGGCUGGUAGCAUUUGGAGAAUGGAUUUGUGCUUUCCCUUCGAAAAACAAUCUUUGAAACUUGGCGUCUUUGGCGAUUUUUUUUCCAGGAAUAUAGCAGGUGCUCUGCUUUUGCAUUGUAGAAGAAAGCAAAGUAUGUACAAGAGGUAACAAAACAAAAGGAAGAUUAUAUGACAGUAAUUGCAGACCAAUCAA